Molecule: messenger RNA, 878 nt
Organism: Apis cerana (Asiatic honeybee)
Lineage: Eukaryota; Metazoa; Arthropoda; Insecta; Hymenoptera; Apidae
Product: small ribosomal subunit protein eS10
Cellular component (GO): cytosolic small ribosomal subunit
Molecular function (GO): structural constituent of ribosome; RNA binding
Source: RefSeq, a predicted model, not a curated record
AUAUCUCUUCUUACAUUUCUUUUAUUAAAAUUACAAACUAUUAAAAAAAUAAAUUUAAAUAUUAUAUUUUAUAUAUAACAUAUAACGUAUAAGUUAAAAAAAAAAUUUUUAAUUUAAUAUAUAAAUUAUUUUUAAGCUAAAUCAGAUUAAAAUGAAUUUAUAUAGCAUUUUCAUUAAAUAUUUUCUAUUUCCGGUUAAUCUCGAACGAUAUAUCGAUUUAUGUAUUUAAAGUAUCGAAUGUACGAAACAUUUCUUUCCGAUAAAAGCCUCAUACUGAAACGUCAAGUAUGUUAGAUAUUUUAAAUAUAUCUAUUUUAAUCGUUUGCAAUCUUUGAUUUUAUAAAAAAAUACGAGUUUCAGGAUGUUGAUGCCAAAAAAGAAUCGUGUAGCAAUUUAUGAAUAUCUCUUUAAAGAAGGUGUUAUGGUUGCAAAAAAAGAUUAUCAUGCACCAAAACAUCCAGAAUUAGAAUGUAUUCCUAAUCUUCAAGUUAUUAAGGCUAUGCAGUCUUUAAAAUCUAAAGGAUUUGUCAAAGAACAAUUUGCUUGGAGACAUUUUUAUUGGUAUUUGACAAAUGAAGGUAUUGAAUAUUUACGUGGAUAUUUGCAUUUACCUCCUGAAAUUGUUCCUUCCACACUUAAGAGACAAACAAGAUCAGAAACAACAAGGCCAAGACCUGCAGCAGGUGCAAGAAGUGAAGCAUCUAGACCUACAGAAGAUCGUGCUGGAUAUAGACGAGGUCCAGGAGGUCCAGCAGGUCCUGGUGAUAAAAAAGCUGAUGUUGGUGCUGGUACAGGAGAUGUUGAAUUUCGUGGUGGUUUUGGACGUGGUAAACCACAAUAAUAUUUUAAUGUAAAAUAAUAAAUAAAAUUUAAUAAUA